GAGAUUGAGACAUGGGUUCGAGCAUUGGAGCAUUACGAUUAUAACGAAUACGAUGCUGCUCUCAGAGCUUUCAUGACGGUGGCAGAUACGUCAAAGAUACUCUUCAACUGCGCCGUGAUUCAUGCAACAUUAGGAGAGCAUACUCAAGCUGUUCAAUGCUAUCAGAGAGCAAUUCACUUUGAUCAGUAUAUGGCGAUAGCCUAUUUUCAACAAGGUGUUUCGAAUUUUCUUUUAGGCGAUUUCGAAGAGGCUCUUGCCAAUUUCAACGACACAUUGCUCUAUCUCCGUGGUAAUCGGUGGAUCGACUAUGAUCAAUUGGGUCUCAAAUUCAAGCUUCAUUCUUGCGAAGCCCUCUUCAACCGUGGCCUUUGCUACAUCUAUCUUCAGCAACGAAGUGCUGGUCUGCAAGACCUGUUUUAUGCAUCCAAGGAGAAGGCUGUACCAGAUCACGAUGUCAUUGAUGAAGCAAUACGUGAACAAGCUGAGCACAGNGGCUACACCGUCUUUUCGAUUCCAGUGGGCAUACUGUACAGACCAAAUGAGGCAAAAGUCAAGAACAUCAAGUCGAAGAAUUAUCUCGGGACAUCGACGCUUGUCCGCGCUCAAGAUCGUUCUAACCACGUCUACCUGGAUCAUCGCCGUAACUUGACUGCCUCUAGCUUUGCUGUCGAUGAUCGCCCCGAGGAGAAGCUCUCAUACGCAGCUAUCAAUCUCGUAAGACCAGGACUGGCAAGUCGUUCACGCCAGCAGUCAGAGCCGCCCAUCCACAGGAAUAUGUUUCCGCCAACACCACCACCGGAAGCUGAUCGCACGACAUCGACGACAACGACAAACCCCAAGCGUAAAUCUUCCGAGAGCGCAGCAAGUGUACCAACAGGAUUGCAUCAGAGCCGUCCGUCAAUACCAAAACCCGCCAAGUUGGACCUAGGGCUUGCUGCCUUUGAGCACGCGUCCUCAUCAACGACGAGUCUUGUGGUAGAAAAGCGACGUCUAGGAACNAAAAGAUCUGCGUCGGAAAGGCCUAGAGCACGAGACGUACAACCUUCACGCUCGAGUCCACCGAGAGUGCGGGAACGUGAAAGACGCUCUGAUUCUCACCACGUCAAUGAUGACUCGCAUGUCUUGCGACCAGACGUAUAUACGCCAGAUACAGUAGCCUCCGCCGUACAACAAGCACUCUCCGAGCCCGAGAAACUGCAACCAGUGUCCUUCCACCACCAGCGAACCAGAUCAGGAGGACAAUCCUUGCGCGAAUAUCCUCGUUCCAUCGCCGAAGAAGAUGAAAGUCCUGAAGAAUCAAAAGCACGNAUACCCGUCAAAGAAGAUAUCUCUUUACAAGCCCUCCAAUCCACAAUCACAAACGCACUUCCCUACGAAAUCACUGCUGUUUCACAACCACCAACAAUUCUUCCUCCCACACUUCGCAAGAUCCGCGUCAAGGUGUUUGCAAGCGACACACGCUACGUCAUGAUCCAGCCAGACGUCUCCUACGACACAUUCACAGAACAAAUACGCAAGAAAUUCGGCUACGCAGCCAAAGAAAGCUUCAAAUUGAAAAUGAAGNNGGAUGAAGAAGGGGAUAUGGUUACCAUGGGAGAUGAAGAUGAUUUGGAAAUGUUGGUUGCGACGAUAAAGGAACAGGCAGACAAGGAAGGAGCAGAGAUGGGUAAGAUGGAGGUUUGGGUGCAGGAGCUGUAA
Molecule: messenger RNA, 1698 nt
Organism: Aureobasidium musti
Lineage: Eukaryota; Fungi; Ascomycota; Dothideomycetes; Dothideales; Saccotheciaceae
Source: the annotation of a GenBank genome assembly